UCCACAUCAUUAUUAUAAUGUAACACUGGGUGAUUGCUCCACCUUUAGGAUUUCUUAAUUCGGUUACAAGAAUUACACAAAUAGUUUGUUUGCGAGGGCUAAUCUCCAUUGAGGGCAGAAUUUUAACCUCACAUAGCUGAUUCAGAUUCCCGAGCGAAGAAGGCAUUUAACUGGUGGCUUUCAGUGAUCAGCAUAAUUAUACUGCAUGUAGAGUUGCCGGAACAGGUACAUAGGUGACUUAAUCCCGGAACGCUCGCUUGAUGAUAUAAUGGAGUCCGGACGUCUAAUGACAGUAAAAACCGAAACAUUCGGCAGUAAUUGUGAAUACUCACCGCUUGAUACCGAUCAUAUUAUUGGAUCAGGCUCCUUUGGCAGCGUUUACCGAACGACUAUAACCGUGGCGGGCGACUACGAAGGAUACGAAACAGUGGCUGUGAAACUUAUUAUUCUGAAUUCAGAACAAGAAGUUUUGGUUAAUCCGCAGCGUUAUGAAGGGAUUCGUCAGAGUCUACAACAGCUGAUCACUUUGAGAAACACAUUUCUAGUGGCGUACCACAAGAUUGCCAUUACUAGGACCGUCCUUGGGGCAAGAGUUGAACUAAUGAUGGAUUAUUUUGAAGGCGAUUUGGCUACCCUAUUGCAACGACUGAAAGAAGCAGCGGUUUUAAUUGACCUUUCGACGGCUCUCCGCUAUUCGUUAGAUAUCUCCGAAGGAACGAAGUUUCUCCAUGAAAACGGCAUUAUUCACGCCGAUAUAAAGCCAGCAAAUAUUCUCGUGGAGAAGCUGGAUGAGGAUCGAAAACGCUUGUUAAUUGGUGAUCUGGACGAUCGUCUGCAGAUGAAGCAAGACACCACUUGUCCAGGCGACAUCACCCAUAUACGCGGCACUGAGCGCUACAUGUCGCCGGAAAUGCUGAAGAAAUUUGCGACGCUCCGCGGUGAGCCGAGGGGGCAGGAGAGUCCCGGCCGCAAAACGGAUAUCUGGAGUUUAGGCUGCGUUAUACUGGAAAUUGCCCAGCGUAUUACUGGAACACAAGAAAGAGGUUUGAUUGAUACUGGUGGAGACGGCGCGCGCGUCAAUGCUGCUUCUGACGAUGCCGAGUAUGUUUCGUGGAUUAUUAACAAAGGUUAUCAGCCGUUCGUGCCGGAAACGAUCCCGUUCGAAUUCGCUGGCUGCAUUCGCGGCUGCCUAUGCAUCGCCACUCAACGCAGGAUCUCGGCGUCGAAAUUGUGUUUUCUCCUGAAGGAACUAGCGAAGAAGGCAAAACCGAACCCAGAAGUACAGGAAGUAGCCAUUGUGCUGUGUGACCGGGAAAUAGAUGUUCAUAAACCUUCUAAAUUGCUCGCGCAGUUAGUGGACCCGAUUAGCCGAACCGUGCGCCGCAUUCCAGUACCGGACGAUCUGUGCCAGAAGCAUUUUUCACGGUUUUUCACUGUUGUGGACGACGAGGUGAUCUGCCAAAUCUGGGAAACUGGUACGUCCGCACUAGAGACCAUAUCAUGGAAUCCUGUUCGGAAUUCAUGGCGUUCCAUCGUUUUAGCCGAUGUUGAAGUGCUAAUCCAGCACCCGGUGGCGAUUGGCAGUAAAAUUUAUUUCAUAGAUGGUAACGAUCAAUCUUUCAAAGUAGGAUAUCUUUCUAACGAAAGCAUCGCAGAAUUUGGAGGACCAAGUUUAUCUUCGCGCACUCUUCGGACGUCUGAGUUUCGUGACAUUAACUGUGCACUUCGAUGCGGUCUGCGCGUAGUGUAUCUUGGUUGCGAAUCACACACUGCUGAUGCCGUGUACGCAGCUCCAGUGACGACGACCAAAAUGUGGAUGGAAUAUUUCGAUACAGUUACUGAUGAGUGGCAUCAUUGGCCCGAUUCACAGCGGCGUUUCCUCACUAAGACUGAUUUCGAAGCGGUGGUGAUCAAUGAGAAGGUUUACAUGCUGGGCGGCAUCUCUUCCUUGUGGAUGUUCGACUGGUCAACCAAAUCUUGUCAGUCUCUUGACUUGAGCAAGCAAAUUAUCCUGGAUAUAAGUGACCUUCCUCAAAGCAGAAAGGGCUCCUGUGCGUUCGUACUGAACAACCGGAUUUACAUGUGGAGCGGUCCGUCGGCGAAUGAGAGUUCUCAAACUGCUUACGUCUAUAAUGCCGGCAAGGACAAAUGGGACACCGAGGGUUUUCGUAACCUCGAUCACAAGAACGCUGUGGUUUACCCACCACACUGCGGAUUUACAAGCUUUUGCCUUAACUGGCCAGUUAUGGAAUUAAGUUCCGGAUAACUCUGUCUCCAAUGGUACACAAAUUUUGCAAAGCACUAAGUAGAAAUGCACGGAUGCGGUAACGAAACAAAUUAUUUCAAUAAACUGCCUACCUCUCGAAACACGGUUUCUCAAUAAUUAUCCUUUGGAUGCGUCAUUUUGUUACAUUUUACGCUGCGUAAUUCGAAAGUAACACAGUUUGUACGAUUUGUACUUAUAAGACUUUCGUCUGAAAUGGAACUUUUAAC
Paramacrobiotus metropolitanus is the source of this 2493-nucleotide messenger RNA. RefSeq lists its product as uncharacterized. The coding region runs from base 269 to 2266 and encodes 665 amino acids. Gene Ontology annotation, molecular function: protein binding; protein serine/threonine kinase activity; ATP binding. Gene Ontology annotation, biological process: protein phosphorylation. The transcript has 3 exons. NCBI's taxonomy places the organism in Eukaryota, Metazoa, Tardigrada, Eutardigrada, Parachela, Macrobiotidae. Gene Ontology annotation, cellular component: cytoplasm. The record is from RefSeq and is a predicted model, not a curated record.